AAUUUUUCUGAAAUGGCCGCUAGGUUUACUAUUGUUUUUCCAAGGAAAUGAAUCUCUCACUUACAUUUUACAUUAGUUUGAAUGAACAAUCUCUAAUUGUUUCAUUGAUGUUGAACAUGGACCAAAAUGGGUCUUCCUUUGGUCAAACACUCUAAAAGAAUGUACGGAGGAAAUCACAAACGCAUAUUAGCCACCAUUUUUGGCGGCAAUACAAUCUUAUGGUGAUAUCAAUGACAUUUCAUGCUUCGAUUUCGACUGUUAAUUCCACGUAGAACUGAGUAGUCCAGUUUUCUUUUGUUCCUCUUCUUUCAUUUCUCCAUUUAUAAUCACAAAGGAGAAGACAUAUCUUUGGAUUUGAAGGGUUUCAAAGGAAUCCUUACUCGGAAUAUUAUUCCGCACAAAUAGAGUAAACGCCAUUUUACCCCCUGAAUAUAAAUUGUUGAGCCUUGUUAACAUAUUGAAAACAUCUACGUGGUUUUUUGCAUUUUUCCGUUGAAUCGCCUUAUUAUAAUAUCUGGUUUGGGCACAAAUAGAACUGGUCGUUCUAGCUAAGCCGUUGCAUCUUUUCUCCUCCACCAUUUUGAAAAUGCCUUCAACAAUUUCUGCCGAUGACAUUAACAACCCUAUCGUUGUGGCCAUUGAUAAAGACAAACACAGCUCCUCUGCUGUCAAAUGGGCGGUUGAUCAUCUCGUGAUAAGCAAUCCAACGCUUUUUUUGGUCCAUGUUAGGAUGAAGAACUCACCAAAUCAGGUUAGUGCUAAUGGUGCUGGUCAAAGUUCAAAUCGUGGAUUAAGUGAGCAAGAAACUCAUAAGGUCUUUACACCUUUCCGGGCUUACUCUGCACGUAAAGGGAUAGCAGUGAAAGAGGUUGUUAUUGAAGAUAUUUCAGUGUCUAAGGGACUUCUAGACUACAUCAACAGCUAUCGUGUCAGCAACAUCAUUCUUGGUGCAUCAUCAAGAAGUGCUUUCUCCAGGAAAUUUUGGACUCAUGAUGUGCCAACUAUCGUAAACAAGGCUGCACCAGAUUUUUGUACUGUGUAUGUGAUAUCAAAAGGAAAGCAACAAUCAGUCAGACCUGCAGCUGAACCUCUUGCUAGUUCUUCAGCAAGGCUAACAUCUCCCCAGCCAUGGUCAGCAGCUAGGCUAAGUAAUUACUCUGAACCAGAAGAUGUAUCCAGGUCAGUAUAUAUGAGGGCAGAGAAAAAUAUGUUAGGGCCUGAGAUGUUGCCCAAAAGCGGAACAUCUAAUUGUUCAAUUGACAGUUUUGAUGUUCAUACAAGAGAGUCAAAGAAUUCAUAUAGCCGGAGUGGUCUGUCCGAUGACAGUGGUCUAUUUGCACCUCUUAGUUGUGGAUCAGUGGAUGUCACAGCCCAAAAUCUUGACUUCACUCAAGUUUCAGUGAAGGACGAUAGUAGUUCCUCAUCUGCGUGGGAGGCUGAGAUGAACAGAUUAAAGUUAGAGCUAAGGCAAACCAUGGAUAUGUACAACUCAGCUUGCAAAGAAGCUGUCUCAGCAAACCAAACGGCUAAAGAGCUUAAUCAAUGGAAAAUGGACGAAGCUAGUAGGUUCAAACAGUCCCGUAUUUCUGAAGGGACACCUCUAGCUAUGGCUGAGAUGGAAAAAGCUAAAGGCAGAGCUGCCGUCGAAGCUGCUCAAAAAUCACAAAGGUUGGCUGAGUUAGAAGCAAAAAGAAGAAAGUAUGCGGAGUUGAAGGCAAUGCGAGAGGCAGAAGAAAAAAAUUUAGCAUUAAAUGAUCUAUCUCGGAAUGAUAUCUGCUAUAGGAAAUAUACGAUAGAAGAGAUUGAGAUAACUACCAAAAAUUUCUCAAAUUCAGAGAAGAUUGGUGAAGGUGGAUAUGGCCCUGUUUACAAAGGGAGACUUGACCACACACCUGCAGCCAUUAAAGUUCUGAGAUCUGAUGCUGCACAAGGGAUGCAACAGUUCAAGCAAGAGGUUCAGGUCCUUGGCCUCAUGAGGCACCCAAAUAUGGUUCUACUCUUAGGUGCAUGUCCCGAGUAUGGAUGUUUAGUUUAUGAGUUCAUGAAUAAUGGUAGCCUUGAAGAUCGCCUGUUCCGGAAAGGUAACACCCCUCCCAUCCCAUGGGAGAUACGUUUCAAAAUUGCUGCUGAAAUCGCUACAGGGCUGCUAUUCCUUCACCAAGCAAAGCCAGAACCUCUUGUCCAUCGUGACCUUAAGCCAGGAAACAUUCUUUUAGACAGCAAUUAUGCCUGCAAAAUUAGUGAUGUAGGCUUGGCUAGGUUAGUUCCACCAUCUGUAGCUGAUUGUGUUACACAAUAUCACAUGACUUCAGCUGCAGGAACUUUUUGUUACAUUGAUCCCGAAUAUCAACAGACAGGAAAGUUAGGGACUAAAUCGGAUAUAUAUUCACUUGGUGUAAUGUUGCUCCAAAUUAUUACUGCAAGGCCCCCCAUGGGUUUAACUCAUCACGUGGAGAGGGCCAUCGAGAACGGAACAUUUGCAGAUAUACUAGAUCCAACAGUGCCAAACUGGCCGAUGGAAGAGGCUCUUAAUUAUGCAAAAUUAUCGCUCAAGUGUGCUGAGCUGCGGAAGAAAGAUCGACCUGAUCUUGGUUCGGUGAUACUGCCCGAGCUUAAUAGGCUUAAAGAACUUGGAAUGAGCUGCAUGUCAAGGACAGGUAGCAGUCCUAACUCUGUUUGAUUUUGUUGAAAGAUUUUGAAGAUCGAACAUCGUCAAUCAGUUAGGUGGACUGGUGCCUCAUCGUAGACAACAGUGGAUCAAGUGCAAUUAUACUUUUCUUCUCCUUUUCUAGUAAAUCUUGCUGCAGUAAAACGAAAACAAUUUAUUAUAUACAGAAUGGUUGAUAAACUUGUUGAAACAUAUAGACCCUUGAAAUGCUAUGACAUCUAAUGAAUUCACGGUGGCCAGUGGCCAGUGGGGCUAAAAUGUAGGUGCUAAAAAGUGUUGCCUGUUCUUGGAGUGUCGGGAAUAGAUAAAUGUUGUUACCAAUCUUGUGGAACAUUGCCCAUCCUUUUUCCUCACCAUAGUUUUGUUCAUGUAUUCUGUUCCAUUUGAAUGAUCUCUCUUGGAUAAUACUUUAUAUGAGAAAAGGUUAUAGCA
Messenger RNA from Capsicum annuum, 3100 nucleotides. Its product is annotated as U-box domain-containing protein 52. The record is from RefSeq and is a predicted model, not a curated record. The transcript has 8 exons. Lineage: Eukaryota; Viridiplantae; Streptophyta; Magnoliopsida; Solanales; Solanaceae. Gene Ontology annotation, molecular function: ATP binding; protein kinase activity. Bases 587 to 2680 code for a protein of 697 amino acids. Gene Ontology annotation, biological process: protein phosphorylation.